Messenger RNA from Anthostomella pinea, 2346 nucleotides. The record is from the annotation of a GenBank genome assembly. Lineage: Eukaryota; Fungi; Ascomycota; Sordariomycetes; Xylariales; Xylariaceae.
AUGACGCCGCGCCUGGAUUGGGAGAGGAUGAUGAAGAAGAGGGCUGCAUUUUGCGCCAACACCAACACCGUCACCGCCACCGACACCAGCGCCAACACCACACCAACACCAACGACAGCAACAUCAACUGGGCCCGGUCUGCCAAGCGCUCAUCCCUGGGAUGACACAUGGAUCAACGAGCAAGUCAUAACUGCUCCAGUCGAUCAGCUCCAAGAUGCCAUCAUCGCAGUUGAUGCUGCUUAUUACAUCCAACUGUUCCUCGACAACCCUCCCUAUCACGAGCCCCUACUCCCCGCACUCGGCGGUUUGACUGGCCUUCAGUCCCACAUCGAAGGCGAUCUGGAUACCUGGAAAAACAACAAUACAACACCUUUCUUCAUCUUUGACGGCCAGUCCGUUGUGGGAUCAGACGAGGUCACGGUACAGAGAGGAAAGAAAGCCAAUGCCGGAACCGAUGAAGCCUGGGGUCUCUACUUCCAGAGCCAGGCCAACGAAGCUGUCUCUGCCUUCGGGUCCCACCGAGGCGCGUACCGCGUUUCCAACCUGUUCCCUAUGCUUCAGGGAAUUCUGAAGCGUCGUGGUCUUCAUUUUCUGGUUCCCCCGUACAAUGCUUCUGCACAGCUUACCUACUUCGACAUGAUUGCCUCCGAUCAAUGUUCAGCCAUAAUGGGCUCGCAAGAGCUUCUGCUGUAUCCAAUCAAGGAUAUCAUUCUUCGCCACAUCGAUUGGGACAAUGCAACUUUCAGUGCGAUUUCGAAGCAGGGUAUCGUGAAGGGACUGGGCGUGACUGAGCCCAUGUUCAUCGAUGCUUUGAUGAUGGCCGGCACAUCUUUCCUCCCAGCCUUUGCCCCGUUGAAGGAAUGUUCCAUCAUUCCACGUCAGCCCUACACGGUACAAGAUGCCGUCAAUAUGCUACGAACUUCGGAGAAGUCUGUGGCGACUGCCUGCAACUCGUUCAAUGACAUUUUGGGAAAGAGAGGCGAGCCCCACUGGUACAAGAAGUACUUGAAAGCCAGAAUGAGUCUCGAUCACUUCAUCUAUAUUGCGGAGAGUGGGGAGAUCCAGGUACACAACAACGACACACUGACCCAGGAUAACUGGGAAUACCUUGGUUACCAGUUGCCGGCCGAGCUGUUUCAUUACCUGAACACGGGACUCAUCGGAGCACGCCUCCUGAACUGGGUGACCCAUGGUCAAAUCAUUGUCUACCCAACCCUAGACGGAGUCGAAUCAGAAGAGUACAAGAAGCUGGUGACCGACCAGCUCAUGCCCCUUCGCGAGACGGCUAUGAGCCUUGUUCUUCCGAGACUGCACCGGGGUAUUCAAUUCAAAGCGAUCGCAGUGAAGCUGUGGUACGAUGACAAGUACUCUCACACUAUUGAGUACCGUCAAACCAUCCCCUCAGGCAAUUCAGCCAUUCAGAAGGCACACAGUUGGGACGUCAAGGCUGAUGCUGUAGCCAAGCACUUUCCGAAUGCGAAACAUGGCUCAAUCCAAUUCGAAGCAGCGGCACUAAAGAAUAAGGAUUUCGCCAAAUCCACCGUCACUGCUGAAAAGUUCAAGGGCAUCGCCUCUGCUGACCUCAUUCGAUCGGUGACGAUCUGGCGCUUCCUCCACAUUCGCGGCUAUGUCGACGAUAACCAUGACUUGACCCCUUGGGGUGAGGCUUUGGCCACGUCUCUGGAGACGCUGGAGCCUACUGUGACGAAGAACUCGGCAGUCCCUGGUCUAUUCGAAGCGGUUCUCCUUGCAUACGAGCUGCUUAGAUAUAAUCUUCUGAACACUCGCAACCAGCAUGGAGAGCUGAACGGUCUCCCGAUGACUGGCUCCGAGGAUCACAAGACAUCCGUUCUUCUCAUAAGUCGGUGCGCGACUCUGUUGAAGUUGCGUCACCAAGCUAAUGGCUACACCGGUCCAUUGAGCAAGAAUUUCCUGUGCUACCGGUCACUGAGCUCGUCGAUUCGUGAGGCAGACCGUGAUGUCAUCGAGGCGAUCGUAGCGUCCAUGUUGCUGCAUGCGCAAACGAAUCGCGAGCGAGAAGACUAUCUCGAGAUUGGCCAGAGCCUUCCCUUUCUUAUGGACCCAGAUGUUGCUCUUGGAAUCGCUGUCAAGACGUUCCUGGAUGACGGUCACGUCACUGAGAGUGCCGACCAGAAGGCUGCGAAGAAGGCGGAAUUCCCUGGCAAAUUCGUACCGUAUGCUACCAAUUUCUUCGAAGAUCUGGAAAUUGCGUGUGACUUCUUCGGUGCCAUACACGCCGGAGUCAAAACGCUUACGAACGAUAUCUCGGCUGCGGACCGGAAGAUCUGGGACAAAGCCUCGGCGUAUCUCAAGGCUCGCCUGUAG